Messenger RNA from Sinocyclocheilus grahami, 1366 nucleotides. RefSeq names its product epithelial chloride channel protein-like. The record is from RefSeq and is a predicted model, not a curated record. NCBI's taxonomy places the organism in Eukaryota, Metazoa, Chordata, Actinopteri, Cypriniformes, Cyprinidae. The annotation marks the transcript as partial. The transcript has 6 exons.
GUGUAGUGCAGCUGAACCCUCCAAAGCCUCCAGUUUCUGAGGAACCACUUGAGGUUGGAAGCUUCACCAGAACAGCCACCGGAGAGAGUUUUGUGGUGAAACUUUCAAGCACAACUCCACCAACCUUCCCUCCUAACAGAAUCACAGAUCUGAGUGCUGAGAUCCAGGAGGACACUGUGUUUCUCAGCUGGACAGCACCUGGUGAGGACCUCGACCAAGGCACAGCUAAAUCUUAUGAGAUCAGGUGGAGCUUUGACCUUGAUAUGCUUCGAAACAGCUUCAGCAACGGUCAUGUAGUCAACACAGCUGCCGUCUCACCUCAGGAGACUGGGGACUGGAACUACAGUAUCAAAAGUCCACAACUUCAAUCUCUGACUGUAACAGCAACGAGUCAAGCGGCACGUGCUGAUGUUCCCCCUAUAACUGUCAAAGCCCACAUGAACCAGAAGUUCAGUGAUGGCACUAAACCCAUGACAGUGUUUGCUGAGGUUAGUCAGAAUUACAAGCCUGUAAUAAAUGCUGAAGUGUGGGCUACACUGGAGUCAGAUUCUGGACCUGCACAAACAUUACAACUCCUGGACAAUGGAGCAGGAGCUGAUGCUUUCAAAGAUGACGGUGUCUAUUCCAGAUAUUUCACAAAGAUGAAAAACGGGAGAAGCAGCUUGAAAGUAAGAGUGAAGAAUCGAGAUGGACAAGCCAGAUUUACUUUCCAAAAACGGGGUGGUGCGCCAUACGUACCUGGCUAUGUGAUAAACGGUGUGGUGGAGCUGAACCCUUUAAAACCUCCAGUUUCGUCAGAAUCGCUUGUAAUCGGAAGCUUCACCAGAACAGCCACCGGAGAGAGUUUUGAGGUUGUUCUUAAAAGCACAACCCCACCAAAUUUCCCUCCUAACAGAAUCACAGAUCUGAGUGCUGAGCUCCAGGAGGACACUGUGCUUCUCAGCUGGACAGCACCUGGUGAGGACCUCGACCAAGGGACAGCUAAAUCCUACAAGAUCAUGUGGAGCUUUGAACUUAAAAUGCUUCGAUUCAACUUCAGCAAUGCUCAUGAAGUCAACAUAUCCGGCAUCUCACCUCAGGAGGCCGGAUCAGUUGAACAGCAUUCAUUCAAUCUCAGUUUCCCAAUCCAAAAUGGCACAACCCUCUUCUUUGCGAUUCAGUCUGAGGACAAAGAACUUGUCAAAUCUGAAAUCUCUAACAUUGCUCAAGCUUCAAAGAUCCUCCCUCAUUCAAAACCCACAGAAGUGUUUGAGAUAGACCUGAAAUUUGUGUUUAUUGCAAUUGCUGUUUGUUUGGCCACUGUGGUGAUUAUUGGCAUUAUUGCGAUAACAACAUGGGCGUUGACACCAAGAAAACCUUCUUAGAC